AUUGCUGGGUCACCUUUGUAGCUUUUCCAUAUCCGAGCACCACCUGUGCAGUGAUCCCUCUGUGGCUUCUUUCAGUCCUUCCUCUUUUUAAGAGAAAAAAACAAAACAAGUCUAAAACAACCAGUGGUACAAAGACAGGUAGUGCUAGCUUCUAGAGUAAAAGGACUAGAGCUGUGUCAACCGAAUGCCAUGUGUGUGGAGGAAAAUAACUGAACGACAUUAGGGAGGCAGAAGGAGAGAAGUGUGGCCUGGUUGGUAGUAGGGAGCUGUUCAUUGUCUAAAGUCUGCUGAUGCUGCUGUGGCUCUGUGGCAAGACUGAGGAGAGAGAUCCUGAUGGACUUACCGUGCGUUGCUGCCUCCUAUCUACUCCGAUGUGUAGGCGAUGGCUAGGCAGGGCAAGCACAGGCGGCAAAACGUGGGCCGUCAUUGAGUCUAAGCAGUGGGCAGAGGUCCGGUAGGCUGGUCUCCCAAUUUUCUUGUCUGAAGAUUUUCAUGAUUUUUUUUAAAGUGGGAAAUAUUAGAAAGGAACAACUUUAUUGCUAUAGAUCAUAAGUUUAAAAAUGCUCCUGAAAAGGAAUAUGAUACGACCAAAAUAAAGUAUUUUUGGCUGCAUUCUUUUUCCUCGCCUAGUCCUUAGGAAAAAUGAAAAGUGAGUUGGAAAGAAAACCGCUCUCCUCCCAGUCCCCCUGCCAUGCUCCACCUGCUGGGUUUGUCUGUGCUGCCCCCACACCCCCAGCCAGUCCUUCCUGAGUCCUGCUCUCACCUCUCAGCUGCUCCUGUCCUCAGGUGACUGCGGGACUCGGGCCAUGGUGCAGCUUGCUCCUCCUGCCGCCAUGGACGAAAUCACCUUCAGAAGUGACACUGUGCUGUCCGAUGUCCACCUCUACACGCCAAACCACAGACAUCUCAUGGUGCGGCUCAACGCUGUGGGCCAGCCAGUGUUCCUGUCACAGUUCAAGCUUCUGUGGAGCCGAGACGCUGAGACAGACCCCGGGGCUGAGGGUGCUCGUGACACAGAUGGCCAUGCCCAGGGGCCAGCUCCCGGAGGUGGCUGCAGCACUGAGGGUUUUUCCCUCUGGGCUGGGGCAGGGGCUCAGCUGGACGAGGACGGGGAUCUGGCUGUGGAGAGGAGGCCCCGCGCCGCCUCUGAUCCCGACCCCGCAGAGCCUCGCAGAGCCAAGGUACAGCCCAUGGUUCUGACACAGCAGGAAGACGACGACGUCGCUGGAGGUGAUGCACAGGACAGCAGCCCCCAAGAUGUCAUCCAAAUCGAGCACACCAUGGCCACCCCGCUGGAGGAUGUUGGCAAACAGGUGUGGCGGGGCGCCCUGCUCCUGGCUGAUUACAUCCUGUCCCAACGUGACCUCUUCGAGGGUCGCACGGUGCUGGAGCUGGGUGCGGGCACCGGCCUUGCCAGCAUCGUGGCAGCCACCGUGGCACAGACCGUCUACUGCACAGAUGUCGGAGCGGACCUCCUGACGAUGUGUCAGCGGAACGUCGCCCUCAACAGCCACCUGGCAGCCGCAGGUGAGGCCCGUGGGGCGGGUGGCACAGUGAAGGUCAAAGAGCUGGACUGGCUGAAGGAUGACCUCUGCACAGAUCCCGAGGUCCCGUUCAGUUGGUCGGAAGAGGACAUCUCUGACCUGUACGCCCACACUACGGUGCUGCUGGCCGCUGAAGUGUUUUAUGACGAUGACUUGACAGACGCCCUGUUUAAGACGCUGUCCCGGCUCGCUCACAGGUUCAGAAAUGCCUGCACAGCCAUCCUGUCAGUAGAGAAGAGGCUCAACUUCACACUGCGACACCUGGACGUGACGUGCGAAGCCUACGACCACUUCCGUGCCUCACUAGAGGCUCUGGAGAGGCCGGCGGGCGGCCCGCUGCGCUUCAUGGUGGAGCCCGUGGAGGCCUCCUUCCCGCAGCGGCUACUCUAUGAGCGCAUCCAGCAGCUGGAGCUCUGGAAGAUCAUUGCAGAGCCCGCUACGUGACCCAUAGCCUUGACCCUCCAUGGCAUCCUGCCACGUGACUGGUAACCUCAACCCGGCACAGCCUCCCGCCACGUGACCCAUAACCUCGGCUGAACGCGGCAUCCUGCCACGUGACCCAUAACCUCGGCUCAACGCGGCAUCUCCAUGGUGCCAGUGAUAAAUUUCUGGUAAAGCCACAUACUCACCAAAGUCACGCACCCAAGAUGCUGUGAUUCUCUUUGCUUGUUUUUAAUGCACUCUCAUUUUCAAGAUCUAGUUUAAUUUGUAUUUGA
This is a messenger RNA of Ochotona curzoniae (black-lipped pika), 2260 nucleotides long. It is a transcript of the gene METTL22, whose product is annotated as methyltransferase like 22. NCBI's taxonomy places the organism in Eukaryota, Metazoa, Chordata, Mammalia, Lagomorpha, Ochotonidae. Gene Ontology annotation, cellular component: nucleus. Gene Ontology annotation, biological process: protein methylation. Gene Ontology annotation, molecular function: protein methyltransferase activity. The record is from RefSeq and is a predicted model, not a curated record.